Molecule: messenger RNA, 4934 nt
Organism: Eublepharis macularius
Lineage: Eukaryota; Metazoa; Chordata; Lepidosauria; Squamata; Eublepharidae
Gene: CEP85
Product: centrosomal protein 85
Exons: 14
Coding region: 174-2366 (730 amino acids)
Cellular component (GO): centrosome
Source: RefSeq, a predicted model, not a curated record
AGCUGAGGGGCUUCGCUGGGGCUCUUCUCGCGGCGUUCGCGUGGCGCUUCCUCGCCCGGCCUUGCCCAGUUCAGUCCAGACGGUUCUCUAGAGAAAGUCUUACAAGCUCUAUCUGAAAAUCUGGAGACGUUCUGGUCGUAAUUCAACUAUGGCUGCCUUUGGGGGCACGCUAAAUGGGACUUCUAGCUCUAGUAGUGCAGAGGGAGACAUUCCAGACUUUUGCUUCUUGGGGCUGCAGCCAACUUCACUUGACAGAUCUGGCAGCGACAUUCUGCAAUUCCAGUGACGGUUCUUCCUUUCAGCCCAUCAGAACCCAGGUCACCAUUCCUACGGCUCAUGUCAUGCCUUCCAUGCUGGAGAGCCCUCCCUGCAAGCCCUGUGUGGUGGGUGAAUCAAGCACACCUAUGGCUGGCCUGACUUCCUUUUUGCCUGGCUCUUCAGGUGACGUGGCAGGACUGGUAGCAAGCUGUAAUGUUUCGAGACAUUCUCAAGCAUUGCCCAGGGGCCAUUUUCCUAUGUACCGGACUUCACUGGAAAAAGGGUUUGAUCGAUCCCUGUUCCCUUCAUCUGAUCAAGCAAGCACAGAAGAUGCUCAGAAACCUGGCAGGCUUGCUGCUGAACGCACCUUGAACCAUUCUGCUGUUCUGCAACGGCAGUCUGAUGGUCCUUGGACCCAGCUCCAAAUGUGCAAUUCAAGCCUCAGUGUUGCUGACCUCGAAAAGGAACCAGGUAGAGUGCAGCUUGGUUCUAAGCCACCAACCGAGGCCAGUGGAAUCUGUGAAAAACAGCUGUCCUUGGGACCUAAUCCACCUGUCAAAUACUCUAAUUCAACAACUGCUCAGCCUCAAGUGUGGACACAGCAAACUUGUACACUACAUUCACAUGAGAACUGUGCAUUCAGUGCCUGGAAACAGCAUUUGGACCGGGUUCGUCAGCAGCUAGAUCAGAUGCAGCUGCAGAACAAAGCUGCUUGCUACCCUCCCCUGGGGAACAGCUCUUCGUUGCACUCUCUUGAUCCAGCUCAGUGGGUUGGUAUUGUGAACGCAAAUGAGAAUCUGCUCAGGGAGAAAGAAAUGCUCAUUGACAGGCAGAGGCAGCACAUUUCCCAGCUGGAGCAGAAAGUGCGUGAAAGUGAGCUGCAGGUCCACAGCGCUUUCUUUGGCCCUCCUGCCCCUUACGGAGACAUCUACUUGCUCAGAAUUCAGGAGUUGCAACGGGAGAACGUAUUCUUGCGUGCUCAGUUUACUGAAAAAACAGAAUUGCUGGGUAAGGAAAAGAUUGAACUAGAGAGGAAGCUGGCUGCUUCAGAAGCAGGUGAAAGACAGAUCCAGCAGUCCCACAAGGAGACAGUACAGAAGUAUACAGCAGAGCUGAAGAAACAAGAGGAGAGGGUAAAGGCAAGAGACAAACAUAUUGAGCAUCUGAAAAAGAAAUGCCAAAAAGAAUCUGAGCAGAAUCGGGAGAAACAGCAGAGAAUCGAGACCUUGGAGCGCUACCUGGCUGACCUCCCCGUGUUAGAGGAUCACCAGAAACAAAGUCAGCAGUUAAAGGAAUCUCAGCAGACAGUUGCAGUCUUGCAGGAAACUGUGACAGCCCUUGAGAAGGAGCUUGUGGGUGUUCGUGCCAGUUGCAGAGAGAAGGAGGCACAAGUAGAAAUGCAGAAGCACAAAGAGAUGGAACUGCUUUCCACUAUGCACAGUUUGCAAGAUAAGACACAGUGUCUGAAGAGCUCGUCAACAGAAGGAUAUGCCCAGGAGAUGGAGAAAAGGAAACGAGAGAAGGAUUCUCUACAAAAGGAAUGUGAACUCCUCAGGAAGAUUGUGGACAAUCAAAAGAAGAAACUAGAUCAGUUUUCGUCACAAGUUAAGGACCUGGAGGAACGGAUUGCUCAAGAGGAGGGCACCGGCCAGGCUCUAAGAGUGGAAGCAACCAGGCAGGAGAGUGCGCUGCAGCAGCUACGCUUGGCUGUGAAAGAGUUGUCUGCACAGAACCAGGAACUAAUUGAGAAGAACCUCACUCUCCAAGAGCACCUCCGACAGCCUGAACCAGGCCAGCAGGUGCCUGGUGAAGUGGCCCAUCUUGCCGAAGAAAUGCACAAGGAGCUGGCCCGCUGCUUGCAGGAUUUGCAGUCUGUCUACAGUGUUGUGACUCAGAGGGCUCAAGGGAAGGACCCCAAUCUGUCUUUGCUGCUGGGCAUUCACUCUGUGCAGUGCUCAGUUACAGAAAAGGGAGACUUGUUGAAGCCAAACAUGCUUGCAAAGAAAUUGGAUGAUAUCAGACACCUGCACAAGGAGAUCGAGGAUUUGCGGACCGCUGUAUCUGACCGAUAUGCUCAGGACAUGGGAGAUAACUGCAUCACGCAGUGAAGAAAAAAAGAUAGGACUUGGGGACUAAGAAUGUUUAAAGCUGCUUGUGGGUGGGGGGGAUUCAGAAACUUCUUAAAUUAUUUGUUGGGGUGCCUGGUAAAGCACAUUUCCCACAACUGGAAAUCUGAGUAUUUCUCACGCAAUGAAUAUUCAUCUACCUUCUAACAAGGUCUCUUUAGCAGCCUUGAGAGAAAUCCUAAAGGCUUGUUUACUAGAUCUGAUUUGAUGCUGGUUGAGUUACUCAAUAGUCAGUUCUUCCUAAACUGACAGCAGUUCUAGGGCUGCUUUGCACUGGCAGGUUCUCCUCUGUGCUUGCUGCUAUGUGCCCUCCUCAGUCAUGGGUCUGUUGCCUCAUGGGGAAAUACUGGCGUGCAUGGCCAGAGGUCACUCCUGCAAUUGGGGCAGGACUUUUUCCCAACCAUAGUCCUGAGAAUUGUUGUGGCUGUAAUGUAUGGCCCAGUUUGCAGUAUGACCCAUGUAUCUAGGGGCGGGCCCAUGGUAGUUUUAUGUAGAAAACUAAAUUGUCUUGUCUGGCUAGCUGCCUUUGUGCAAAAGCGUUCCACAAAAAUUUUUCCAUGAGGAAAACAAAAAACAGGCAUCCCUCUGGCCACUAGAUAACUGGGAGAUUACAUAUAAAACAUUUCACUCAAUUCUGAAGUUCUCAGGUUUGAGAGGAACCAGCCAGAAGUCUUGAUGCUGUGCUGGAGUUGUGCAACUCUUUGCUGCUUUAAUGGAUUCAUAGCCAGAAUCCUUAUAACUGAAUCUGUGCCUUUACUUGCCUAACUGCACGGGAAAGGGAAGCUGGCUCAUGCUGUUGCACAAGUUCCCAGUCACGUUUUUAACAGAGACUGUACAGGUGCCCCUUUAUGCAAGUAUGAACUUGCCACUCGAGAGUGGAUUUUCACAAUGACGUGCCUUUUAAACAGAAAUGCAACUUUCACAAUGCAGCAACAAACCAAAGCAAAUUUGCCUAGACGGUGGCAUGUUCUAGAUACCUUUAUACUUAGCCACCACUUUCCCCCUCAAAGUACCUUCUGGCAUGCUUUCUAUCCAUCAUGUGAAUUUGCCUUCCAGACUGACAUUUGCAUUGAUUCCAGGCUAAUGGAAGUUUUCUGGUUAGUCACUGACUGAGUUGCUGUACAAAUCUAGGAAAUGAGGUGGCACAGAAUGUGGGUGGGAGGGAUGGAUGUAGCCGUACCUGAACAUUGCUAGCUAUACAACGGUUCGGUCAGCCUUUUGAAGAGAUACAUAUGCAAAUACUGUAAUGGGUAUCCUCUGCCUGUUGUGCAUGAAUUACAGGUGCAACUGCUAUUUUAAAGGGCCUUUUAGGGUAGAUGCUUGUGCUACCUCCUGCUGCUACUUUACUGUUCUCAGGCAUCAAAACUGCUUUGCAUAUUCAGUGCCUUAAUGUGCAGUCCUGUGACAUACCAGGAUCCACUCCUUGCUUGAAUACUUGUCUGAUCAAAAUGGUGGAUUAAACCUCCCUGAACUUCUUACGCUAGCAGUGUGCAAAACAAUGUUUUAAUUUAAUGUUGGGUUGUUUUAAAAGGUAUGAUUAUCAUUUUUCUGAAAUAGAAGGGCACUAUUGCUUUAGGAAAUAAUUUCAGGCACAGUUUUUCAUUUCUGCAGUCUUGGCCCCUGAAAAUCAUGCCUUUUUUAAAAAAGAGAGAAAUGAAAAUGUUAUUUUUAGUGCCUGUUCUGACUACCCUUGGCAGCGGGGAGGGAAAGAGGAAGCAUGCCCCAGCUGGCUCACAGUGCACUGGCCCUGUAAAGCUUAAAGGGCCACUCUGAAUGGGCAAUAGACUGGGACUCUGGGUGCCAAGUCUAUUGCCCAUGGCUCUUUAACCUUUAAAGGGUCAGUGCACUGUGGCCAGCUGGGGCAUGCUCCCUUCCCCAAACACUUCUGAAAUUCCAGAAGAGAAAUUAUUGUGCAUUCUGGAAUUUCAGGAGUGUUUGGGCCCAUUGUGGAUUUCCCCGAGCCCAAACUUAAAAUGGGGAUUCAGGGUUUAACUUUGACUUGGGAAUAUCUGAAUGUAUACCCUAAAUUUAAGCUUCAGAGACCAUCUAAAACAAACUUAUUGAUGAAAAUAGCAUGAGUUGAAAAGGGGGAACUACCAUGUAUACACUACCAUGUAUUUAAGUCUCCUGUCAAACUUCAGGGAACAAAGACAUGUGGAACACCUACUGAAUCUCCAAAAAAUGGGGCCACGCGAUCAUGCUUGAAGGUUAAAAUCCAUUUUGAUUUUCAGGACAGCCAUUAUAGAAAUGGGAUUUUCCCAGGCUCUGGUCAUUUACGAUGAAAGAGCCUUUCAGUGCUAGAGCAAGAAGAAAGGCAGCGGAUCCAAUCCAAAGACUUAAAAAAAAUUAUGGAUCACUUUAAGCUGCUUAAAAAUUAAUUUGCAGUAUAGCUUUAGCUUCAUUUUGGGGUCAAGUGGUGAAGUCUUUUUCUGUUCAGGGUGCCUGGAUAGCACCUCUAGUGCAUGAACUUGUAGAAGGCUGUUUUCCAGUACUGUUCUUGCCUAAGAGAAGUUCUUUUCAGCGUAAAAUAAAAUGCCAGGUUUCCAUUCA